AUGAAGCGCUCACUAUUCCAACUACCCUCAUUAGGAUCAGUAUGUCUUCCUUGCCGUCAAAAGAUAGCCCGAGCGCACGCUUUUCCUCCAUUCCGGAUCCCCCAAAAGCGCCUUUUGACCACCACCUCCCAUGACCUCGCCGACACAAAUCCUGCGUCCUCCAACACCUCUGCUACCGGCAGCGUCGCGGAUCUCUCUCAGUCCUUCACAUCGCGAUUCUCCGAUCUCUCCAACGAGCCUCUAAUACCAGAGAGUCUUAUGCGGAAAGCGAACCCCUCCCUCACAGAUAUGCCCUUCAUCCGUCCCCACCACCUCCACAUCUACGCUACCCGCCACAACUGCCAUAUCACCCUCACAGCCGGAAACCGUGACCCGAUCAUCUCCGUCUCCUCUGGGAACAUUGGCUUUAAGAAAGCCCAGCGAGGCAGUUACGAUGCGGCAUACCAGUUGGGAGCGUAUGUUAUGGGUAUGAUCAAGAACCAAGCUAUGCUGGACGAAAACUAUCAGGGGAAAGGAGGACAGAUCAGGCAGUUAGAGGUUGUUUUGAGGAAUUUUGGGCCUGGAAGGGAGGCGGUUUCGAAGAUUCUGCUGGGGAGUGAGGGGAGGGCACUGAGGGCCAGGAUUGUGAGGGUUAUGGAUGGGACAAGGUUGAAAUUUGGGGGUACGAGGGGUAAAAAGCCUAGAAGAUUGGGCUAG
Molecule: messenger RNA, 696 nt
Organism: Letharia columbiana
Lineage: Eukaryota; Fungi; Ascomycota; Lecanoromycetes; Lecanorales; Parmeliaceae
Exons: 1
Coding region: 1-696 (231 amino acids)
Biological process (GO): translation; ribosomal small subunit assembly; maturation of SSU-rRNA from tricistronic rRNA transcript (SSU-rRNA, 5.8S rRNA, LSU-rRNA)
Cellular component (GO): ribosome; mitochondrial small ribosomal subunit
Molecular function (GO): structural constituent of ribosome; mRNA 5'-UTR binding; small ribosomal subunit rRNA binding
Source: RefSeq, a predicted model, not a curated record